GGGGUGAGACACGCAUCCUCGCUCUGCCUCUCUCUCUCUCGUUCUGUCCACGGCGCAUCUCCAGCUCUGAAUCCACUUCGGCUCUGUUGUAUGUUGUAUCUGUUGCAUUUUACGAGCAGCGACGUGCGGAGGGACGCCCUGUGUCUCGAAGAAUGUCACGAUAGUGAUGCUGUGAGGGCGUGUAGGAUGCAGAGCCAGAGGGGGGGGCGGGAUGUAGUGCUCCUGGAAGACGGUGCUGCUCCUGGUGUGCGCGUCUCUCGGGGUCCAGUACACGGCCAUCCGCACCCUGAGAGACUCUCUGUCUGGGCCCUGUCAGGGAGCCCACCACUGCCAGACCAGACAACACAGAGACUCCAGACACUUCGCCCCGAGCCCCAGGACCACGUCACCAACUCCUUUUUCCGCCGAAGCUCCAGCCACGCUCUCUGUUCCCCUCCCGUGUGCCUGAACAGGGGUGGCGCGGCGGGCUCGGCUACGCCUGACGAAACCUGGUGUCCCAAGAAGUGUGGGGCCCUGAACCUCACGCUGGCCUCUGUGUCGUGCCUGUCAAGGGAACAUGUAGCCAUCAAGACCGUGCGUGUCCCUGAGGUGGGGGACCUGCGCACCCUGACGGAGGACCCACGUCUGGACCUGAGGAUCGUCCACCUGGUGAGGGACCCCCGAGCCGUCCUCGCCUCGCGCAUGAUGGCCUUCUCGGAUCAGUUCCGCACUUGGAAAAUAUGGAACGCCACGGGACGGCAGCCUCGAUACGUGGACCUGACGCAGAUCACCAGCACCUGCAAAGACAUGGCGGCCUCUGCAGAGACAGGGCUGCAAAGGCCCACGUGGCUGCGGGAACGCUACCUCCUGGUGCGAUACGAGGACCUGCCGUUCAAUCCGAGGGACAAGGCCGCCGAGAUCUACAGGUUCGUGGGGCUUGAGAUGGAGGACAGGGUACGAAUAUGGAUCGCGAACAACACCAAGAGCAACGCGUCGUCCCCUUCAGAGUGGAACUACAGGUACUCCACCGCCAGGGACUCCAGGGCGACGUCGGAGAGCUGGAGGCUUCGUCUGGGCUUUGACAUCGUCAGGGCCGUGCAGAACCUGUGCAACGACACUCUGGCCCUGCUGGGAUACAAGCAGGUUCACUCCGCCGCCGAACUCAGAAACCUGUCUCACAGUUUAGUGGAACGCAGGACCUUUCAGCCCACGUGGUAGAGGAUAUAAAAAGUAAACAACUGGCUUUCUUCUCUGUCAUGAUGCUGAUGAAAUGAAUGCAAUUUAUCUAAUAAUUCCUGAAGUGAGUUAAAAUCACUUUUUUAAAUGGUUUUGUUAUUAAAAGUGCCAAAUGUCAAGUGUGUGUUACACACAAAGGUCAAUUGAUGUAGAAUAAAAUCUCUACUGCUGUAUGUUUUGAAAACACAACAUGUUCAGCAAAACACUGAAUCAUGAUGAGAUAUUACUGUUGGCGCACAUUUAAGUUGUUUUGUACUCGUGUUUUCCGGCGAAUUGUUUGUGUCUUAAAAUAAAAAUAACUUACUUUC
Molecule: messenger RNA, 1523 nt
Organism: Gasterosteus aculeatus aculeatus (three-spined stickleback)
Lineage: Eukaryota; Metazoa; Chordata; Actinopteri; Perciformes; Gasterosteidae
Source: RefSeq, a predicted model, not a curated record